Messenger RNA from Lolium rigidum, 1106 nucleotides. RefSeq names its product endo-1,3;1,4-beta-D-glucanase-like. Gene Ontology annotation, molecular function: hydrolase activity. The transcript is spliced from 7 exons. The record is from RefSeq and is a predicted model, not a curated record. NCBI's taxonomy places the organism in Eukaryota, Viridiplantae, Streptophyta, Magnoliopsida, Poales, Poaceae. Bases 168 to 890 code for a protein of 240 amino acids.
UUCUCCCCAGCACUCGGAAGCGAACAGAUUCUCGCGUCCGCCGUCCUGUUCUUCUUUCUCGCGUCGUUUCUUUGCUGCCGCCCGAGUCCCCCUCCUCCGUCGCCUGGUUUACAAAUUCCAAUCCCACCUUCCAACCACUACUCACCCACCAGCGCAACCUGAGCAAUAUGGCUAGCCCGCAGUGCUGCGCGAACCCGCCAUCAUUGAACCCUGCCGGCGGGGAGGGCAAGGUCGUCGACAGCAUCGGCGGGGUCAAGGCCUACGUUGCCGGCGCCCAAGACUCCAAGGCCGCCAUCGUCCUCAUCUCCGAUGUCUUCGGGUUUGAAGCGCCGAUUCUGAGGAAGAUAGCCGAUAAAGUUGCUUCGUCCGGAUACUUUGUCGUGGUGCCAGACUUGUUACAUGGGGAUCCAUAUGUACCUGAAGACGCUGAUAGAACAAUACAAGUGUGGCUAAAGGAGCAUGCCCCGAUCAAGGCAUUUGAAGUGGCAAAACCAGUUAUUGCUGCUCUAAAGGAACAAGGAGUGUCUAGUGUUGGGGCUGCAGGUUAUUGCUGGGGUGCAAAGGUCGUAGCAGAGUUAGCGAAAGCUAAUGAGAUCCAGGCAGCUGUUAUGUCACAUCCUUCUUUUGUUACCGUUGAUGAUAUCAAAGAGGUUAAAUGCCCCAUCGCUGUACUUGGAGCUGAAAUUGACAGAACGUCCCCACCAGAAUUGGUCAAGCAGUUCGAGCAGGUUCUAUCCUCUAAUUCAGAGAUUGGCUCCUUUGUUAAGAUUUUUCCUGGGGUUUCUCAUGGAUGGGCUGUCAGAUACGAUAGCGAUGACGCAGCUGCUGUGAAGAACGCGGAGGAAGCCCUGAAGGACAUGACUGACUGGUUUAACAAGAACCUCAAGUGAACCUGAAGUAGUCGCCCUCCAUUUCUAAUAAGCCAUUCUCACUCUUCGCCAGCCAUCAUGCAAGAAUUAAUCCUGGGUUUAUGGUAUGGUAUUUGCCCUGCAUCUUUGUCUGGCGCUGGUGUGCUGGUAUUGGUAUGCAUGUGAUUGGUCGUUUGGGGUUCUGUUUGUGCUGAACACUGUACCAUGCUCACUUAAAUAAAAUUUGACAUUUGUCUC